Penicillium bovifimosum is the source of this 1539-nucleotide messenger RNA. RefSeq lists its product as uncharacterized. Bases 1 to 1539 code for a protein of 512 amino acids. The transcript is spliced from 2 exons. The record is from RefSeq and is a predicted model, not a curated record. Lineage: Eukaryota; Fungi; Ascomycota; Eurotiomycetes; Eurotiales; Aspergillaceae.
AUGCAGUCUCUUCGACUCAAUCGUGUUUUCUUAUCCGCCAACCCCCUCAACAUAGAGGUUUUCCGCAAGAUCGCAUCACACGACAAGUUCCGCCAUCAGGGACAUGAAUUGCUGUCGGACGAGGAUAAACCCGAUGAUGACAGAGAAUGGGUUGCGGCAUGCCGCCCUCAAUCCAGAGAGUGGAUUAACGAGCGCCAUGAGGAAGAGGAGCGGGACUUGUGUCCCAAAUGGUUCAAACACGCUUCUCGGGAUAACUAUCUCUAUCUAGAGAGGCGGGAACUUCGUGAUGAGGACAGGCCCGACCUUAUCGCGCGCCGAGAGCUGGUUUUCGCUCAGUUUUCACUGGAGAAGAGCUUCAAACAUUAUCGGCGGUUGCUGCGUCAACAGAAGCGCGUUCUUGCCGGUCGGAGUGAUUUGGAAGCGUUCGCGUUCGGAGUUAAGCAGUUUCCUGCUCUAAAGAGAGUUACCAUCACACCUGCAGCCCACGGCGGCCUCAACAACCCGCUUUACCAAACCCCUAUGAUUCGUGCUUUUCCGGACGGGUUCAAUUACCCUGUUCCUCGUGGUUGGCUGUACUGUAGAGGCGGCUAUGAGCAAACCGCUAAAUCAUAUUCAUGGAAUCAGUACCCAGAACUUAAAGAUCGGUACCGCGGGUUCCGCACGGCAAUGCGCGUCCUCGCCAACGAACCAAACUCUGUUUUCGAGCUGGUGAUGACUUCUAACUCUAUCGCCACGGGGAUCAACUGCACCAUCUUCGACGAACCCCGCGAAGAGUACGACCAUUUCGCUGCCGUGCUUAAGAAGCCGGGCUUCCGCCGUCUGGAUAUGACCUUGCUUGUCACAGAUGAUCUCGAGGAAGACUACGGAGCAUGCUGGCGGCAUCUGCUUAAUGGGCGGCUGCGCCAGGCACUUGGUGAAGCAAAAGAACUGGAAGAGUUCAGGCUAGAUGCAACAAUUGAUACGGCUCUCUACAGACGCGGCGGAUAUUCAGCGAUCCCAUUACAGGACCUUGUGCCUGUGGAACAAUGGCCAAAACUGCGCCAUUUCGGAAUCUCCGGCUUUGUUAUUUCACGGGAUAAUUGUGUCUCUUUGCUCAAGACGCUACCAAAAUCCAUUCGCUCCAUUGAACUUAGUACGCUGCACUUUAUCAAUGACGAUGAGAACUUGUAUGGACUGCUGGAAGAAAUCAAACGAAUGGUAUCGGAGGGCACCCUGUGGGGAGACCGGGAUGCGGGAUCAAGACCCAAAAUUACCAUCGGCGUGCCAAUCGGGCCCGUGAGCUGUGAUAGGGGACUCGGUGUAUGGAUUGAAAAGGAGGUAGAGGAUUUCAUCUACGGUGAAGGAGCAAAUCCUAUUAUGGACUGUGGUUACCGGUCCCGCCAGUGCGUCGACCGUCCAGUUGGUGUGGUGAGGGAUGCGUUGGAGCCUGGCUUUGAAUAUCCAUAUGCCAAAUGGUUACAGCGGAGAGAUGAUGCAGAUUCCUAUCGUUCUGAUCCAGAUUCCUAUCGUUCGGAAUAUUAUGACUCCAAUGAAGACUGA